UUUUGCAGAAUGGCCAUGCAGUGGACACUGAUGGCUCUUUGCCUUUUGCUCAAGACUGGCCACAGUGAGAAUCCACAAUGGUUCAAAAACAUCUCCACAAAUCUCUUCAGGUCUCCAGGUGAUAUUCUACUCGGAGGGCUUUUCCCCAUCAACCAGCUGACCAGCAACCUGAGCCAAAGAGUGGAACCCGAUGACAUUCACUGUGACAGUGUUGAUGCGUAUGGCCUGGCAAUGGCAUUAGUGAUGAAGUACACUGUGGAUGAGAUCAAUGCUACACCUGACCUCCUCCCUGAUGUCACACUGGGCUUCGAAAGCCAUGACUGCUGCAGGCAGCCGGCAGUCAUCAUGAAGCCCACUCUGCGGUUUCUCACCACAGGUUCCUCUGACGAACUGGAGGUCAAGUGUAAUUACACUGAGUACAUGACCCAUGUGACAGCAGUCAUUGGCCCAUGCAACUCUGAGAUAGCUGCCGUCAUUGGCAAGUUGCUUGGCUUUUUCUUGAUGCCACAGGUCAGCUACAGGGCCACCAGUGAUGAGUUCAGUGACAAAUUGCAGUACCCAUCCUUUGUGCGUACCGUGCCCAGUGACCGCUGGCAGGCCGCUGCUAUGGUGCAGCUGCUGAACAGGUUUGGCUGGAACUGGGUGGCGGUGAUAGGCAGUGACGACGAGUACGGCAAACAGGGAAAGCAGCAGGUGUCCAGCCUGGCCUCUGAUGCGAAUAUCUGUGUAGCAUAUGAAGGGCUGAUACCAAUUUAUGGUGACCCAGUGCCAAUGAUAAGGGAGAUCCUGGAUCGUAUAAAGGAGACCAAAGUGGGAGUGGUGGUGCUGUUCUCAGUCUCUCAAGCAACCACUGCUUUUUUCAAAGAGGUAAUCAGGGUGAACAUGACAGCAGUGUGGGUGGCCAGCACAGCCUGGGCUCUACACAGUGGCCUCAUCACUCUGCCUGGCAUUGAGACUAUAGGCACUGUACUGGCCUUUGCUGACAUGACCCAACCUGUGAGCCUGCUCAGCCCGUAUGUUCAGGAGCUUUUUGCCAAGCUGGAGAAAGAGAGGCUUCAGCAGGGCACUCCACAGCCAAGCUCCAGCAGCACAUCCCCUCUGGACAACCCUUGCCCAGACUGCUGGAACCUUUCUUCUUUGAAUGCAAGCAUAGUGGACACAGAGCUUGUACAGCGCACUGCUUUCAGUGUGUACGCUGCCAUCUACAGUGUGGCUCACGCCCUGCAUGACACGCUUGGCUGCAGUGCAAACAAAUGCUCCAGACACCCCAGAUCCAACAGAAUCUACCCGUGGCAGGUGCUGCCGAAGCUACAAAAGGUUUCUCUGACCCUGAACGGAGCACACAUUGAGUUUGAUGGCCAGGGAAACCCAUCCAUCGGCUAUGAUUUAGUGGUCUGGAUCUUUCAGAACAACACGGUGACCUUCCGAGAUAUCGGGACUUUCAUCCGAAACAUCACGAUUAAUAUGCAGUCCAUCCCAUGGCACACAGGGAAUUCUGUGGUUCCUACAUCUACAUGUUCCUCUGACUGCCAAGCAGGACAAGUACGCAUAGUUAAAGGCUUUCACUCCUGCUGCUUCGACUGCAUUGACUGCAAAGAGGGAACCUACCAGAACAAAACGGAUGAUGUCCAGUGCACACCAUGUCCUUCUGGUCAGUGGUCCACCCUGUGCAGCACCAGCUGUACCCUGCCCACCUACACAUACCUGACCUGGAAGUCUUAUGAGUCCGUAGGACUGGCUCUGGCAGGUGCUCUCCUGCUGGCCUGCCAGGCAUGGGUGGGAUUUGUGCUUUUCAAACACAGAGGGACGGCACUGGUCAGCGCUGCUGGAGGGCCUUUGAGUGGCCUGAGCUUGAUAUCUCUUAUGGGAAGUUGUGUCAGUCUGGUGCUGUUUAUUGGUCGACCGGAUGAUACAGUGUGCCGUCUGCAACAACCUCUAAACGCCGUAUUCCCCACGGUGACUCUCUCCACCAUCCUGGCAAUCUCCCUACAGAUUGUCUGUGUGACAGAGUUCCCAGAAAGAGCUCCAACUCACCUGGAGAAUCUGCGAGGACCUGGCAAAUGGGUGGUGGUGCUGGCUUGCUGUGGGCUUCAGAUGGGCCUCUGUGGCUGGUUUAUGAAAGAGGGGCCCUCGCUGACCCGUUACGUGGCCAGCCUGGAAGUGAACUUUCUGACAAGGUUCCUGUCCUGCCCUGUGGAGCCUGUCCUGAACUUUGGCCUUAUGCUUGGUUUCAAUGGUCUUCUAUCUCUGAUCUCCUUCAUGUGCACCUUUAUGGCCAUGAAGCCAGUUAAACAGUAUAACCUCGCUAGAGACAUCACUAUCUCCAGCCUAGCCUACUGUGUGACAUGGGUCAUAUUUAUUCCCAUCUACGCUGGUCUCAGUGACAAAGACAAAUCUAUUGCUCAAAUAGUGGUUACUUUACUGAGUAACAUAACACUUGUGGGAGCUUAUUACGGCCCAAAGUGCUAUCUGUUGGUUAAGCACCCAGACCUUAACACGCCUGACUACUUUCGUACUUUCCUGGAAGGAGCUCCACCAAUACCACCAGAGGAGACCCAGGAUAAAUAG
Molecule: messenger RNA, 2568 nt
Organism: Pygocentrus nattereri (red-bellied piranha)
Lineage: Eukaryota; Metazoa; Chordata; Actinopteri; Characiformes; Serrasalmidae
Product: taste receptor type 1 member 3
Exons: 8
Coding region: 10-2568 (852 amino acids)
Biological process (GO): sensory perception of sweet taste; sensory perception of umami taste; G protein-coupled receptor signaling pathway
Cellular component (GO): membrane
Molecular function (GO): G protein-coupled receptor activity
Source: RefSeq, a predicted model, not a curated record